UGGUCAAAUGGAGUCGUCUCGAUCAUCACAUUCAAAGUACUUCUGUCUGUUUGACACGGACAUUCAGUGAAGGGGUGACUGCUGUAAAGGAAGACUAAUUCGGGCAGACGUUCAACUUCAGCUACGAGCUCUCCCCGUCCACUCCUCGACCCCCGUGGUUUGCUGGAUUAACCACGAGUCACAUCUCUACCGAACGCUCCCACAUCUUAGCCUGGACAGUCUAUCUCACAGUACUGGGUAUGGAGUACCUCGAAGACGAUGGGAAAUUGGCAUUCCAGAAGACCGAAGAAUCAGUCCUCGACGCCGACACAGAACCCAAUCCUACGGGUGCCAUCCUCUAUCAUUCGGAAGGCAGUAGGGCCGACAACAGCGCCGAGUCGGACGUCUUCUUGGUGGGUUUCGAAAAGUGUGACGACAUUGACCCUCGGAAAUGGUCCAAAUGGUACCUGCACUACGUGACAUGCGUUGCAGUAACCUUGACCUCCUACGCCAUGAUAUCCUCCACUAUACCAACGGCAUUCGCGCAGGAGAUGGCCACCGAGCUGAAACUGAACUCAUGGUCGGUUGACCUAGCCAUCUCGCACUACGAGAUCUGCUUUUGUGCCGGACCACUCAUAUGGGGGCCGUUGUCGGACAAGUUUGGUAGGAGGCGGGUCCUGCUAUUGUGUGUCAACGGUCUGGCGCUGUUGCACAUGGGCUGUGCGUUAUCCCAAAGUGCGGGGGCGGCGACCUUCGUAAGGAUACUGGCUGGCCUCUUCGCUUCUGGUUUGCUCCCUGUCUCAGGGGCGAUUGUCGCAGACAUUUGGGAUCUUCAAGCUGAGGAACAGAGGCUGGCCGCCUUUGUCUUCCCAUUUGCCACUCCACAGGGCGGACCCUCUCUGGGCGCAAUGAUGGCUAUGUCAGGUAUAGGCUGGCGUGGUAUCUUUUGGGUUUCAGCCAUAUUCGGAGGUGUUUUCGCAGCUCUGAUAGCUGCAACACUACCAGAAACCCACAGACCUACAAUCCUUGUGCGACACGCUAGCAUGUUGCGAUUGGAUACUCGCGACGAUCGAUAUCGUGCUCCGCUUGAGCUAGCACCGGAGAGUAAGGUCCGCAUACUUGCCAUGCUAACCCAUGAGCCUGUCCUUAUCUUAUUAUCCCUAUACUUCUCUUCCGUGGUCGCUUGUCUGAAUAUAUUCUUCGAAGCGCUGGUCAUUGCGUCGGCAAAGUUUACUCCCAUUACCGCAAGAGCUCUGGCCUCCCCAACGGUCUUGAUGGGCGCCCUUAUUGGGACCAUCCUCUAUGAGCUCGUGUUGCGGCCUUGGUUCUACCUACGUAGAAUCUGUAGGUACUCCCACGAAUGUGUUCCUCCUGAACAGCGGCUCGCGAUGGCCAUCGGUGCUACGCCGUUUGUUGCAAUGGGUGUUUUCUGGUUCGGGUGGACUCUGUUCCCUGGUAUCAGCCUUGCUGCACCUUUAUUUGCGGCCUUGUUCAUAGGAAUAUCCUCCUAUUGGCUGAUGUUUGUAAUUCUUGCCUACAUCAUCGACGUCUAUACAAACAUCACUGCAACCGCCCUCGGGUGUUGCAUCGCUGCCAGUAACUUAUUCCCAGCUGUGUUACCUGUCAUCUGUCCCCACAUAUUCCGCGUUCUUGGAUUGCAUUGGGCGUCGAGUCUGUCGGGCUGCCUCAUGAUCGCCACCAUUGCUUUUCCUCUUGUCUUGAUGAGGUAUGGGUCAACCUUGCGUGCAAAGUCCAGAUAUGCGCGGCAGUAGCAUGGCCAUAUCAUAUAAGUAUCUCAAC
Messenger RNA from Dichomitus squalens LYAD-421 SS1, 1779 nucleotides. Its product is annotated as MFS general substrate transporter. Bases 240 to 1751 code for a protein of 503 amino acids. The transcript has 19 exons. Lineage: Eukaryota; Fungi; Basidiomycota; Agaricomycetes; Polyporales; Polyporaceae. The record is from RefSeq and is a predicted model, not a curated record. Gene Ontology annotation, molecular function: transmembrane transporter activity. Gene Ontology annotation, biological process: transmembrane transport.